GACAGCACAUGGAAGUUAGAGUUCUUCUCUAUGGCUUUGUUUUAGACAGUAGAAAUCUAUCUUCAGCAUCUUGCAUACUGUUGCUCUUUCUCUUACAUGCAGUGGGUAAAUGCAUAACAUACUUCCUUUGUAAUUCCUCUCUCUUUGAAUUGCCUGAUUUAGGGAGCAGAGCUCUAUUUUAACACCCAUUUGCUUACAUGGUAGAACUUUGCUUUAAUUAAUUUCCAGGGGACUAAACUCAUCCCUGUUCUAUCAAUGCACUGACUCCAGUCACGAUACACUAGGAAUAAAUUUAGUCCAAUAUAUCUUGUUUUUAUGGGGGGGAGGGGUAUUUGAAUUUCUUUAACUUCUAACUGUCCAAAUCCCCUUCAUCUGACCCAACGGUAGAUAAGUUUUACCAUAUUAAAUGGGAGAACUUUUCUUGCUCUUUGCAUCAGAGUGGGCCAAAUUCCUCCUUCUGAGUCACACCAGCAUCAAUCCGGAGCAAUUCAACUAUGCAAGGAAACCCAGUGCAACUCUACUUUGCAGAACCGCUGUUCUAUCAAAGCUGCCUCCCUGGGAUGCUUUUGCAGAGUGAAAUAAAUGAAGCACAUGCUUUGCAUUUGCACAAGCCCCAAACAAUUGGUGGAGGGUGCCCUUUCAUUGAGCUAAUCCAGAGUAAAAAUAAAAACGGGCAGCGGUAUUUGUAGCUGGGCCAAAGGAAAAGGUUCCCAUACAACUUUCUUUCUUUCUUUUUUUUUUUUGGGUGCCCUUUAAUUUUAUUUUUUUUGGUAACUACAGUGCGAACAUGACCAUCACAUUUUCUUGAGACUCCCUUUGCUGCCUUUUCCUUUAUGCUUUGCAAAAUGAGCCCGGCUCCCCUGAAUCUCAGGAAAGAAAGCAGCUAUUCGCCGGUUUAUAAAAGAAAGUGCAUGAGCCUUUUGAUGUUCUCCUGGAAUAUCCAGGCUCCAGUUCAAAGCCUGGUGGGGCAAGGGGGGGAUCCGUUUGCUUUGCCUUGAAAUGUCCAGUCGCAUAAAGCGCCAGUUGGAUCUUUUGUUCCCCAGAAGGGGCCUCCAGGAGAGAGAGGAGUGAGUGUGCACGGGGGGAAGAGAGGGAUCGCUGGCCCCGGUGCAGGGGAGGCAGUAAUGUUCAUGCCUGUGUGUUUGCAAAGAGCAAAGGGAGAUGCUGACAGAUCCCUGAUAGAUGUGCAAGAUGGCGCAAGCCCAUUCCAGCCUCUCCAGCCACCAAUUGUCUUAGGCAGCGCUCGCACCAUGAGGAUCUAGGUUGGCUUCCAACCACCCCCCCUUUUUUUCCAUUUCGGUGCUUUGGAGAUAUUUUGGGGGGCCCUGAAACCCGCUUUUGAGGGGGCUGAUUCUCCCCCCCCACACCCCUCCAGCUGGAUUUCCCCCCCGGAUCGCAGAGGAGGAGAGACACCAGCCACACCAAAAGUGGAUCCAUGGCUUCCCCCGGCUCUCCUCUGCCGGCCGGCGUGUUCGGGUUCCUGCUGCUCGCCUUCGCGGGAGAUUUUGGUCAUUCCACCGAGCUGGCCUUCGCCGUGGAGCCCAGUGAUGACAUAGCCGUGCAGGAGCGGCCGCUGGUGCUGUACUGCCAGGUGGAGGGAAUCCCGCCCAUCACCAUUACGUGGCGGAAGAACGGGGCGAUGGUCAUGGACAAUGAGAACACCUUCGUGCUGGCCAAUGGAUCGCUGUACGUCUCCCGCUUCCAGAAAGUCAGGGGGGAUGGGUCGUCUGAUGAAGGCGAAUACGACUGCAUGGCUCAAAACCGCUUUGGGCUGGUGGUCAGCCGCAAGGCGAAGAUUCAAGCAGCUACUAUGUCGGACUUCCAUGUUCACCCUCAGAACGCAGUCGUGGAAGAAGGAGGUGUCGCAAGAUUCCAGUGCCAGAUCCAUGGUUUACCAGAGCCCGUAAUCUUGUGGCAAAAGAAUCAAGUCCCCAUCAACACGGACAAUGAUAGGUACACGCUGCUUCCCAAAGGAGUUUUGCAGAUUACCGGACUCAGAGCCGAAGACAGUGGGAUUUUUCACUGUGUGGCUACCAACAUUGCUAAUGUGAAAUUCAGCCGGGAGGCCAGACUCACUGUGUCAGGCUCCCAUUCUACAGUUUACAAGGAUCCCAUGAUUCUUGUCGGCCCAGAAAACCUCACCCUGACUGUGCACCAGACAGCUAUCCUGGAAUGCAUUGCAACUGGAAAUCCCAGGCCCAUUGUGUCCUGGAGUCGACUAGAUGGCCGUCCCAUUGGCGUAGAAGGAAUUCAGGUGCUGGGGACAGGAAACCUAAUGAUUUCUGACCUCACUGUGCAGCAUUCUGGGAUAUACGUGUGUGCUGCUAACAAACCCGGCACUAGAGUGCGGAGAACUGCCCAGGGAAGGCUAGUCGUACAAGCCCCUGCUGAGUUUGUGCAACACCCUCAGUCGAUUUCCAGACCUGUAGGGACGACUGCGAUCUUCACCUGCCUGGCCCAGGGAGAGCCUCCCCCUCAGAUCACCUGGCUGAAGAACGGGCAGAUCCUAGAACCGACUGAUCACAUCAAACUGAAGAAUAACAACAGCACACUCACAAUCUACGGGAUCAGUCAGGAGGAUGAAGCUAUCUACCAGUGCAUCGCUGAGAACAGCGCCGGCUCCACCCAAGCCAGCGCGCGCCUGACGGUGCUGUGGGCAGAUGGGUUGCCUGGUCCCCCGCAGAAUGUGAAAGCUGAGACCGUCUCCGCAACCACCGUCCAGGUAUCCUGGAGCGAACCUCUGCAGAACACCAAGGAGAUCAUCGGUUACGUGCUGCACAUAAGGAAAGCUGCAGACCCCGUGGAGAUGGAAUACCAGGAGGCUGUUAGCAAAAGCACCUUCCAGCAGCUAGUGACGGAUUUAGAGCCCUCGACCAGUUAUAGCUUCUAUAUAAAGGCUUAUACCUCCCGGGGUGCCAGCAAAGCCUCUGAAGUCAUGGUGGUGAGCACGCUGGGAGAAGUCCCAGCAAUGCCGUCCCUCUUUAUUAAAGUUCUUAACAGCACCACCAUCCAAGCGGUGUGGGAACCCUCCGUCAAACUGGGCCAGCAGGAAGGGUUCAAACUGUACUACCGUAAAGUUCACCUAGCCCACUUUACUGGCCCUAUGCUCCUGCCCAGCAACGUUACAUCUUAUAACAUUACUCACUUGGACCCAUCAGUGGUAUAUGAAGUAAAACUCCUGGCAUAUAACCAGCACGGGGAUGGAAAUUCUACUGUCCGCUUUGUAUCCCUUCGAGAAACAGUUGAAAGAACAGUGUUGAAUCCCCCGUGUGACUGCAUGAAAGAUGAGCAAAAUAAUAAGACCUCCACCACGGGGAUCAUCAUUGGGAUCCACAUUGGAGUCACGUGCAUUAUAUUCUGUGUCCUGUUCCUCAUGUUUGGCUACAGAGGAAGACUGCUGAUGUGUAAAAACGUCCAGGAACAGCUGUCAACCCCCCAGAUCCCGAGGAGUCAGAGGAAUGCCACAGGCCUGGUUCUGAACGGAGCUGCUCGGAGGGAGAGGGACGACCUGGACAUGAAUGGGAAGCCACUGGAGAUGAACGAGCUGGAAAGGUUGUUUCUAGCAUUGCCUUCCCAGGAUCAACAGGAUAAGGGAAUAAUGCCAGAUCACGUCCCACCUGACUCACAUGAUGAGACUCAGAUAUCUACACUUCCACUGGAUGAAUUCAGCAUUAUAGAAGAACAGCUCGAUCCCCAAGCCAAAAGUCUGGCUCCUGAUGAUCAGGGUGGACCACUACACAACUUUAGCCAGGAAGUCCCAGCUUUGAAACAUAGUCCCACCAAUGAAGGAUAAUUGCCAAGUCUUUAAGCCUCUUGUAGGACUCACCAAGAACCAUUUCCAUGUCUGGUGAUGUCUUUACAAUGAUUCGUCAAUCUCAGGUCAAUUUAAGAUUUCUACAGUCUGAUUUUUGUUUUUGUUUUUGCUUUAUUAUUUCUUUUAUAUUGAUAUACAGCUUUUUUGAAGCUCUAUGAAGUUUAUCUUCCUGACCUGUCUCAGGCCUCUCUGUGCAUUUCUUCCUACAAUUGCAUUAUCAAGACUGGUCAUAAUUGUUUUUCCCAUGGCUGCUAGGUAACAGACUUUACCAAUUCUCCAGUCUCCAUCAAUGAUGGAAUAUGGCGGAGCCUUGUUCCCUUGGCAUCCCAGCCCAUGUUCCCCAUUAGCGGCUUUAGGACUACUUUGUGAUCUACUUUUUAUUUCACGAUGACUGGAUUAAGAUGAAUCCUUCUAACUUGACUCCAAAAAUUCAGGCCGGGAAAGGCCACCUCUCCAUGGAUUUGAUGGUUUUGUACACUUUCUCUAUUUCUCAGGAUGCUUUUUUGAUGAUUGAAUAUAAAUAAGAAAAAAAAAUGAGGCCUGCAUGAGGGCUACUGAAAGACUUGGACAAACAUCCCGAGUAGACUCAGAACCUACCUCAACCGGAAUGAAUGUCUUCGGGGAAGCAGCAAAUAUCUGUGUCUUCCUUUGUUUUCAAAACAAGUUGGUCUGCAUAAGCUUGGUACUACCUCAGAAGUCAUGCUCCAUAUCUGCCAUGGUGUUGUCCUUUUUUUGUGUCGUCGUCAUUCUGAUGUAAAGCACUUCCAAACCUUGAAAGCAAUGUUCUACCUCAAGUUUUAUAUAGAAGUUCUUUCGUUUGUGUCGUCAGACCUGCUCCUCCUCCAUCUGACUGUUCUGCUCUGCUCCAAUGAAACCUGUUCAAAGACAAACGAAAGGGCAGUGUGUUUGCGUUAAGUCCCGAUUGUGGUGACAUUUCGUUAGUGUUAAAAGCUUUACAUUUAGCCAAGUCAUAGUGCUUGUGUUCGGUUUUGUGUGUUGGAGUUUUAUAUGAUUGUUCUACUUUAAUGACUGUUAGAGCUAUAGCAGGUAUACCACCACCAGUAACCUAAAGAGAGUCUUCGCCUGCCACAUUAGGGCCAAACUGGACCCUGCAGUACAGGUGAGCUGUUCCCAAUUGCUCCUUCAAACCAGUGAACCCCCCCGUUUUCUAAGGAUUGUGGGCUUGAUCCUACAAGAAAGUAAGCAGUCUGGUUUUGAUCCAACUACGUCAAUGCGUAGUCAAGAACUAAGCAUGCGUCUUUUGCUGAAUCAGGAUCAGAGUGCUCAGCUCCAGGCAGGAUCAGCCCCCAGGGAAUAACCAGUUUGUCUAAUCAGAGUUCCAGUCUGACAGAUUAUGGGACAUCAGCCAGAUAGGUUAGAACUACAGCACCUACCCUUAUGCACGUUCCCAUCUUUACUCAGAACCCUCAGGCUCUACCAUUGGCUACGUGGAAUAACACGCUCCCAGCUGAGAUAAUGGCACUUGUUGGAUACUGGAGACACUUGGCCUUUCAACCUCAUUCCUCACACAUCCAAGGAGGUGCCUGAUUGUCACUGACACAUCCUCUGUCAUGUGUUAAAUGCCUCAGGGAAGUGCUUUGUGAAAGAAAAGCAUAUUCUGGCUCCUUCCCCCCCCCCCCCCUUUUUUGGCUAAAUACAUAUUUCUAAAAGAUGCAUUUUCUUCAUUAGCUUUAUUUCUUUUCAGCCAUGGUGUAUUACAUCUUACUUUUAAAAGAAAAACCCGCUAAAACUGGAGACUUCUGAAUACUUAGUAUUUAAAAGCACAUCAGAAUGUUCAAAGGUACAGCUGGAUGAGCUGCCUAAUAUGCCACCUUUCUGAGUGGAAAGAGUGCCUGGUGUGGUGGAGGGCCACCAGACUAUUUCAUUGACACCUCACUGGGAAGAACAUUGGUUGUUUUGAAAGGAAAGGGGGAAAUUUUUUAUUACUAUAGGAAAAAAAAAAUGGAAAAAAUACAGUAAGAGGCAACAUGUGUAUAUAUAUUUAAAGCAGAGAGGACAAAAUCUGAGAUCCUUUACUCAGUCUUUAGUCAGUCAGACUCCCAUUAGCUUCAGUGAGAGCUGUGUCUGAGAAAGGCCAUAUUCUGAAGGUCUAAACAAGUGACUAAGGCCUUGUCUACCCUACAGGGGAAAUUCGAUCUAAGCUAUGCAAUUUGAGUUACGUGAAUAGCGUAACUCAAAUCAACCUAGCUUAUAUCUGUUGACUGUGGGGUCCACACUACGCGAUGUCGACGGGAGACAUUCUCCCGUCGACUCCCCCUACUCUUCUCGAUCCGGUGGAGUACAGGAGUCGACGGGAAAGCGAUCGGCGGUCGAUUUAGCGGGUCUUCACUAGACCCGCUUAAUCGACCGCCGAUGCAUCGAUCGCCACUUGUCGAUCCCCCGGUCAAUGUAGACAAGCCCUAAAUGUCUGAUUCUGCCCUGAACUAGGCUAGUUUAAUCCCAAUGGGUCAAAGCCAGACUUGGCACCAUUGACUUCAACUCAGUUGUCCUCACUUGCGCUGAGGCUGAAUUGGCUCAUUAUCAUUAGUGGGGACGCACUCAGCUAACGGAGAGUACAGGCUGGCGCAUGCACCUCAGUGCCUGCACCUCACCAUUCCGCCUACGCUCUUUCACCGUUAGAUGGUCAUCACAUUCUCUGCUGUUCAGCUGAUGGGAUCCCAGGAGGAAGAGACCUGUGACUGGGUGCACAUGUUAAUAUAUACUUGAGUUGCUGCCCAACAGCAAGUUUGUGUGCACCGUAGUCUGGAAACACACUUUUCUUUAUCAUGAAAAACCUCUUUGCCCUUGUCUGAUGCGCAACUCGUAAAGCAAGAAGCCUUUUAAAAACUGCUUCUUUUCACCAGGAAAGGGAAGGCCCGCACUGUUCAAAGGCAGUUGUUGGGUGCGUCCACGCUGGAUGUAGUAUUAAAAAAGGCUUAAGGGAAUGGUCAUAAGGAGAGCCUCCAGCAGGGAUGGAUGUAUCACUUGGACGUGCAGCGGCUUUUUAAUAGGAGGUUAGGAAAUUAAUACUAUUUCAUCAAGGCAUUAAAGAACCAAGAGAGCAAUUGGGGACAAUUAUGGUUGUCUCUCAAGCAGCUCAAAAGACUGCACUGGGCUGUGUUUUGAGCAGCUUUCCAGCCAGUGGAGCUCCAUUAGAGUUUCACAAGAUGGAAAUGAGGCCAGAGUCUGGCCCAGAGUUAGCAAUGUAGGGACCCACUUAUUUCAGUCUUUUUUUUUUUUUUAGAUUGCCUUAAAGUAUCAAAUUCUACAUUAAUUACGCUUUAUUAUGAAAUAGAAGGUAUCAGCACUCCAGGCCAUUAAAGAUUCUAUUUUCUUAGCCACAUGCUGUUUUGAAUGGUAAAGACCUAAUUCAAUUUGGAAGGGUGGGAAAAAGAGACAGUUCUAAGGGCUUGUCUACAUUACCAGCUGGAUCGACGG
Molecule: messenger RNA, 7252 nt
Organism: Chelonia mydas (Green sea turtle)
Lineage: Eukaryota; Metazoa; Chordata; Testudines; Cheloniidae
Gene: IGDCC3
Product: immunoglobulin superfamily DCC subclass member 3
Exons: 14
Coding region: 1436-3793 (785 amino acids)
Biological process (GO): axon guidance; cell-cell adhesion
Cellular component (GO): plasma membrane; axon
Molecular function (GO): protein binding
Source: RefSeq, a predicted model, not a curated record